This is a messenger RNA of Trypanosoma rangeli, 2553 nucleotides long. RefSeq lists its product as uncharacterized. The transcript has a single exon. The record is from RefSeq and is a predicted model, not a curated record. Lineage: Eukaryota; Euglenozoa; Kinetoplastea; Trypanosomatida; Trypanosomatidae. Bases 1 to 2553 code for a protein of 850 amino acids.
AUGCUGGUCUUUGUUGCGCAUGGGGUGAUUUUCUCCGUAGGGAUAUUGGUGCUAGCGGCGCAGUGGGAAGCCGUGCACAUGUCAACAGUGAGGCUUCCUUCUGUGCCUCCGCGGAAGCACGUCCUCGACAAUCGUGUGCAGCGGUCCAUGCAUGGGUGGUCCGUCAUUGAGAAGAUCAGUGACUUUACGCACGCUGUCUGCCGUGUGACGGACGGCCGCGGAUCUGCCAUUCUUAUCGCCUGUCCAUCAGCAGACUCCACUAUCCGCUGCGAUGCAUUCCAUAAAGGGCAACAGCAUCCGCAGAUGCGGCGCAAUGACAUUGGUGUGCUGCUUACGACUUCCUUUGUGUUUCCUAGUCGAGAGGAGGCACAAGGGUCAACAGUGACGUUUCUGGAGCAGCCUAUUGCAGGGACAAGCGCGCGGGAGGGACGUUGUGUGGAGCCGUUGCAGGUUCCAGUGAGCGUGGACAAGGUGUUUGUCUGCUCCACCUCUAAUGCCCCGCCUAGGAUGCGGUCCAAGUGGGGCGGCGUGGGAGCGUCCAUGUCUGUAUCCGGCAACUCUCGAUCGGUGGACUACGAUACCACGAGAAGGAGUUCGAUGUAUACUUUGAACCACAGUUUUAUGCGGGAGGAGCACGCUGAAGAGGAAGAGUUGGGCUACACCUUGACCUUUUGCGACAUGAGUCGAAUGUGGGACGGUGGUAUGUCCAGCAAUUCCUUUGCGAAAGGGUCCUAUUUGGGUGGACACCCGCCCGUUUCGUCUGACGUCAGCAUAAGCGUUUCGUGCGCCGCCCCUUUUUUCCCUGUACUUCAAACUCGUCUUUCGGCCUCUGCGUCAGAGCGGCACGAGACGUCCAACAACGUUUCCGUCCCAUGUUUUUUCCGCACAGAGAGUUUUGGCGUGCGUUCGGCGCCGCAACUGCGGGAGUCGUGCCUUAUUAAGCCACUACCGCUGCCAUUGCUCCUCUCUCGCAUCCCUCCAGUGCGUGUUGGUGACUGCCAUUUGAUGAUUACACACGUCAACGGUAAGGAACGGCACUACGUGGUGCAGACAGUGAAGCAGGUGGGAAAGGAUUCAUGCGAGUACGAUUUUUUUGAUCCGGCAAGUGAAUUUAGUAGCGGCGGCCCCAUUUUUGACAUGCUCGGGAAUUUUGUGGCGAUACAGCACCAGAGCGGGGAUCACAGCUACGGCAUCUUUACCACCUCAAUUGUGCGUCACCUUUUUCAAUCCUCCGUGCUGGGCGUCUGCCGUGUGCCGAUCAUCGACGUUGGCGUGGACGAGGCGAAGUUUGACAUGAAUGCCGUGGUCCCUGAUGAGGUGUUUAAUCAGCCGUUUCACCUUAAUCAGCGCUACUGCGUGUUCAACGUUGGCGCCGGUGAUCAACUGAUUGAGUUUGAUGAUUUUGAGCGUAUGCGCAUGCGCAGCAACAUCCGGGGCUCAACGCUGCCUCCUUCUCUUGUGGCGCCUGCCAGUGAUGAAGUAUGGCAGGAGUUCUACCACGGCUUUAAUAGUCUCAUUCUUAUUUUGCAUGCCUUUUCACAUGUGCCCAAGCUGACAAAACUCGCAUUAGAGGAGAUCACCUCGCAUAAGCAUCGUAAAGACUUACCAAACGUGUCCUCUCUCGGGGGUAUUGGGCUUGUGCUAGAGAUUAUUGAUGGAUACCCUGAAAAUGAGGAGGUUGUGUUGGCCGCCCUUACCGUCCUGGCUCGAGCUUCUCUGUACACAUCUAAUCGUGAGGCCAUUUGCCGCUGUGAUGGAGUCUUGACCGUGUUGGAAAUUAUGAACGAGUACUCGCAUCAUGGCAACAUUCAGCUUUGGGGAUUUUGCUGCCUGUAUAACGUUAUGGCGUCGGAUUCACCCGUGCGCACAGACUCUAUUGAAAUUUUUGCGCACAGUCAAGGUAUUCCAUUGGCUAUCGAGGCACUUUGCGUUCAUCGUGCCCAGCGUUACUUAUUACGUUAUACAGCCUUUGCGCUCAGCUGUGUGGCUCACGAAGAUGCUCGGCAUGUGAGUGCAAUGAUUCGAGGUGGGAUCGCCGACGUUAUUGUGGACCGGAUGAACGAGAAUGAGGAUGAUCCCUUUGUGUUUCUUGGCUUGGCGACACUACUGCGUGAACUGCUGUAUUUAUUUGGGAGCGGGGUCUUGUUGUUUACAGGGGACGCCCCAUCAGACGCAUGUGCCUUGGAGGUGGCCACAUGGGCUGACGGUGCCCCCAUGCCUCUAUGGGAUGCAUCCAACUGUUGCAGUUGUAGCGGUGAGGUUGGCGGUGCUUUGCUUGCGGCUCUGAUUGAUGGAAAAGUUCUCACCAUCCUUGGGAAGGUUAUGGCAUGUGAGUCACUGAACCACUAUUCGACCGCCGCGAUGACGUUGCUGGGGGUCUGUAGCGAUGCCGUGCUGAUGCUGCUCUCGUGCGGCGCGACGGAGCUUAAGAGAGAACUGGUAUCCACGACGUUGAAGCAAACAUGCGUGAAUAUUGUGCAGAACUUUUCAACGGAGAAGGUGCUGCUGAAGCGGACGCAGCAAAUUGUAAAUGUUUUUUCGUCAUUUGCAUGA